Lucilia cuprina (Australian sheep blowfly) is the source of this 927-nucleotide messenger RNA. RefSeq lists its product as uncharacterized. NCBI's taxonomy places the organism in Eukaryota, Metazoa, Arthropoda, Insecta, Diptera, Calliphoridae. The coding region runs from base 217 to 927 and encodes 236 amino acids. The transcript has 5 exons. The record is from RefSeq and is a predicted model, not a curated record.
ACUGACCAAAGACAGCAUCCAGUUAAAGGUUUGGAAUCGUAGCGGGUUCUACAAAUCCUUUAUUUAUAGUCUGUGUGUUUUUUUUUCUUCUUUCAUAUAUAAAAAAAACAUUUUUGUUUAUUUUCCUAUAACAAAAAAAAAAAAAAACAAGUGAACUAAAGCUGUCUAGAUUUUUUUGCCUAUAGUGGGUGUGUUUAUUGUUUUAAUAAAAUCAUCAUGAAAUUAUUUAUCUGUCUCGCCACACUUCUGGUGGCUUCCGCCUGCGCUGAAACUGCGAAAAAAUCUGCUGAAAAGGUUCCUUUGGAAAAGAAACUCGAUAAACGUGGUCUCCUCGAAUUGGGUUACGGUUAUGGUCAUUCCGGUUUGGAUGUUGGUUAUUUGGGACACGGUUCCAUUUCACAUGGUCAUGGCUAUGGCCAUAGCGGUAAUGCCAUUAUAGCUCAUUCAGCACCAGCAGUUGGUUAUUAUGGUCAUUCUGGUUUUGCAGGUCUCGGUGGUGGUCAUGGUGGUGGUUAUGUUGUCAGUGGUGGUCAUGGUGUGCCUCAAGAAUUUCUCAUUAGCAAAAUGGCUGAUGUCCACAAGACUAUUACCAUUACCAAGGGUAUACCUGUACCACAUGUAGUCGAUCGUCCUUAUCCCGUCGAACACAUUAGACAUGUUCCCGUACAGGUUAAGGUGCCAGUGCCACAACCCUAUGAAGUGAUCAAAAAGGUAGCCGUGCCCGUUAAGGAAUACGUUAAAGUACCCGUUCAUGUACCACAACCCUAUGAGGUUAUCAAGAAGGUAGAAGUACCCGUACAUGUGCCCGUCGAUCGUCCUUAUCCCGUUAAGGUACCUGUGCCUCAACCCUACGAAGUGAUCAAACAUGUUCAGGUGCCCGUUAAAGUAAGUGUAAUGUUCCCCUUGAACACAGUUGAACAAGAAUAA